AUGUCCGAAGAGCUGGCCCAGGGACCCAAGGAGAGCCCGCCGGCGCCGAGGGCAGGCUCCCGCGAGGUGUGGAAGAAGGGCGGCCGCCUGCUGUCGGUGCUGCUGGCCGUGAACGUGCUGCUCCUUGCCUGCACGCUCAUCAGCGGCGGCGCCUUCAACAAGGUAGCGGUGUACGACACGGACGUGUUCGCGCUGCUCACCACCAUGAUGCUGCUCGCCUCCCUCUGGACCCUCUUCUACCUCCUCCGGACCGUGCGCUGUCCCAACGCCGUCCCCUACCGGGACGCGCACGCCGGCCCCAUCUGGCUUCGAGGCGGGCUGGUGCUGUUUGGGAUCUGCACUCUCGUCAUGGAUGUCUUCAAGACUGGCUACUACUCCAGUUUCUUUGAGUGCCAGUCAGCCAUCAAGAUCCUGCACCCUCUCACCCAGGCUGUGUUUGUCAUCGUCCAGACUUACUUUCUCUGGGUCUCCGCUAAGGACUGUAUUCACGUCCACCUGGAUCUGACCCGGUGUGGUCUCAUGUUCACCCUCACCACCAACCUGGCCAUCUGGAUGGCGGCCGUGGUGGACGAGUCCGUGCACCAGACUCACUCCUAUGACAGUUCCCACAGCAACACCAGCCACCACCGCUUCGCUCCUGACCCGGAGCGUGCAGGCAGCUCGGUGGGAGGAGACUGUCCGUGCAACACAGCCAUCUGCCAGAUCUUCCAGCAGGGUUACCUCUACCUGUAUCCCUUUAACAUUGAGUACAGCCUCUUUGCUUCCACCAUGCUGUAUGUCAUGUGGAAGAAUGUGGGCAGGCUGCUGGCCUCCUCCGCCCAUGGCCACGGCCACACCCCGUCCCGGAUCAGCCUCUUCCGGGAGACCUUUUUCGCUGGCCCAAUCCUGGGCCUGAUGCUCUUUGUGGUGGGGCUGGCCGUCUUCAUCAUCUACGAGGUCCAAGUGAGUGGGGAGGGGGGCCGCACCCAGCAGGCCCUGGUCAUCUACUACAGCUUCAACAUCAUCUGUCUGGGCCUCAUGACCUUGGUCAGCCUGAGUGGCUCAGUCAUCUACCGUUUUGAUCGCCGGGCCAUGGAUCACCAUAAGAACCCCACUCGAACCCUGGACGUGGCGCUGUUGAUGGGUGCCGCCCUGGGUCAAUACGCUAUUUCCUACUACUCUAUUGUAGCCGUGGUGGUGGGCGCACCCAGGGACCUACUCGGGGGGCUCAACCUAGCCCAUGCUCUGCUCAUGAUUGCCCAGCACACCUUCCAGAAUGUGUUCAUCAUCGAGAGCCUCCACCGGGGACCACCCGGGGUUGAGCCUCGUGAUACCACCCCCAAGGAGCCCUGCCGUGGCCUGACCUUUGCCAACCUGGAUGCCCUCCACACCUUGCCUGCCUGCCCAUCCACGCCCAGGCUGGUUGGUCCCAGCCCAGAGGGCCCUCAGGAAGCAGUGGCCAUCAUCUUGGCCCCCAGGGGACACUGGAGACGCCGGUGCCUGAAGGACAUUUCUCUGUUUCUCCUGCUUUGCAAUGUCAUCCUGUGGAUCAUGCCUGCCUUCGGAGCCCGUCCUCACUUCAGCAACACUGUGGAAGUGGACUUCUAUGGCUACUCGCUCUGGGCAGCCAUCGUCAACAUCUGCCUGCCUUUCGGCAUCUUCUACCGUAUGCACGCUGUCUCCAGCCUGCUGGAGGUCUACGUGUUGUCUUGA
Lynx canadensis (Canada lynx) is the source of this 1692-nucleotide messenger RNA. It is a transcript of the gene OTOP2, whose product is annotated as otopetrin 2. NCBI's taxonomy places the organism in Eukaryota, Metazoa, Chordata, Mammalia, Carnivora, Felidae. The record is from RefSeq and is a predicted model, not a curated record. Gene Ontology annotation, cellular component: membrane. The transcript is spliced from 6 exons. Gene Ontology annotation, biological process: proton transmembrane transport. Gene Ontology annotation, molecular function: proton channel activity. The coding region runs from base 1 to 1692 and encodes 563 amino acids.